Molecule: messenger RNA, 2864 nt
Organism: Saccostrea cuccullata (small rock oyster)
Lineage: Eukaryota; Metazoa; Mollusca; Bivalvia; Ostreida; Ostreidae
Exons: 8
Coding region: 223-1551 (442 amino acids)
Source: RefSeq, a predicted model, not a curated record
CGUUUGAUUUUCUGCUGCGACUGAACCGGGAUUAUUUUCUAGACGCUGCAUAAGCAGUUUUUUGCAAGUAUUUACUUUGAAAUUUUAAGAAAAGAAUAUAUUCCAAUCUUAGGUACAUAUUUUAUGUGCGAAAUCAGGCGCUAAAAGAUUGCGUCAUCCAUACCAAGGGUAAAGUCCAGGUUGGAGUUUGCCCUCUCGGUCGAUUUUCCAUUAUAAAAGAAGAUGCUGACUUUAAACGAUUCCGAUAAGCUGGAAUGGUGGGUGAAAUUUCGAAAUCCUAAGGAUAUAUUGGAGAAGCACCCUACUUUCUUGCUGGCAGAAGUGUAUAUGAUAAUCAAUGCUGCACUGUGUCUGUGUCAUGCUCUUCGUAAUGGUGGGCGGUAUAAGUGGUUAUGGUUGACCUGUAUUCUUCAGGGACUUACCACAGAAAUGGUCAGCUAUUUCCUUCCAGAUAUAGAUAACUUCUGGCAUGCUCAGGCAAUGGUGAUGUUCGCAGGACAGCGGUUACCAUUGUACAUUAUGGUAUUGUAUACAUUCUUUUACUACACUGCUGUUGUUGGAGUUUCCCAUCUCAGACUCCCCUGGUGGGCAGAACCAUUUGCUGUGGGUAUAUCUGUGGUGUUGAUCGACAUUCCUUACGAUAUUAUGGGCAUUAAGCUGUUAUGGUGGACCUGGCACGACACGGACCCUAACAUCUACGACCGCCAUUACUGGGUUCCUUGGACCAGUUACUACUUCCAUGCAACCUUUGCUGCGGGAAUGACCUUUGUAUUCUAUGGAGUCCACAGGCUGCUGGCAAAGAAUGAAGAAAAGCUUCAAAGUGCAGGGUUUUUCAAAGAGGCCUUGGCAUGCUUGCUAGCAGGUAUUUUAGGCAUGCCUCUGGGAGUGAUCCAGUUUUUGCCGGUGUACCACCCACUUCAUGACAGUAACGAGAUCCACACUGAGGUGUGUGUCUGGAUCCAGAUGGCGGUGUACGUCAUGAUCAUGUGGGCUGGAGAUCGGAAAGCUGCUGUCAAAAGGCAUGAGCUGCAGGAAAAAGAGAAAAGUAAAAAGGAGAAGAGAUCCUACUUCAAUGAAAUAAUCUUGGCUCUGGUCAUCCACUACUCCAUGUAUGUCUUCCUGGUGUUUACAGCCAAGCCAGAGAAGCAGGUCUCAGUCGGUCUGCAUGAACCCAUUGGUUCGUGUCAGGAAACUACCCCAGUGUACACUGCCUUUGGUCAUGUUUUGGAGAAGCAUAAGUACCUAUGUGUUGACAAGUAUGAUGAGGCCAUUUUUGAUUUCCAUUGUACAAAGAAGCUACCUAAACCUGGACAGAGCUGGUACACCAUCUGUGGCACAAAGUUCCCCAACCACGUGGAGUACAUAGUCAUCGUCUGUGGUGCCUGCUUAUUUGGGAUGGCCUACUACUGGCAGCUUCUGGUGUGUUCUGGUUCACAACCAUCUGGUUCAAAAUUAUCCGGUUCACAGUCGUCCGGUUCUCAGUUAUCUGGUUCCCAAUCUUCUGGUUCUCAAUCAUGGGGUCAAAAGAAGAAAAAGAUCAAACAGAGUUGAAAAAAUUUAGGCUUAAAUUAAUUGUAUUAACACCUGAUUACUAUUAAGGACAUAUGCAACGUUCCUGACCUACUGAACAUUUUUCAAGAUAUUUUUAAUUUAAGAUUAUAGACUUAGUGCCAUCAGAAGUUCGCAGACAAAUAUUUAGCAUGCAUUACCAGGGUUUUUGAAAAGAUAUCAAUUGAUGAAAAUUCUUGUAUAAUUCAAAGGAAAAUAUACAAAAAUUAUUAAGCAUGUAUUCUAGAUGUUUUCUUUUAAUACCCAGACUUGUUUUAAAAGAAGUGUACAACAGCAUAUAUAGACAUUUUUAAUGUAGCAUUCAGUUCCUUUUAGUAUUGGAACUCUUCAACUUCAGAGAAAAACACAACAGAGUUAAAAGUACGUUUCGUAUGCCCUUAAGUGGUAAAGCUCAUUACCAUUCUUGGUAAUUUCUCUGUUAUGAAUAAUUUUUUUUGCAUGAUUUUUUUUUGAUUUGCAGCUUUAAAGGCUAUGUUUAAAUAAAUUAUUUUUAUGCGUUGAAUACUUGCUUCUUAAUUCAGUCUGCUAUAUUGAAUAUAGAUAAUAUGAAUGUUUUGUGACUUUUUUCUCAUAUUGAUUGAAUUCCAGAAUUUAUCAUGAAAUGCAAUACUAAAGUACAGUGUUUGUUGUACAAAAGCAGCAUCCACCAAAUAUUAAUUGCCAUGAUUAUAUGUACAUGUAUAUAUAAAUUCAGAAAUGCACUUAAUCAAAUCUAAUAGUGCUGAGAUUGAAAAAUCUAUUCCCGCCAAAUAUUAUACGUGUUGAAUACAAUUCAUUUACAUUAUUUAUUAGGAAGAAUUUUUUUUCUUCUGUAUAUUGUCAUUUUGAAGGAUGUAUUUUAAUUAAAUUUACACUGAAAACAACAAGAUCUAUCAUGUCAACCUUGUUAAAACAAAUCCCUCAAAACCAUUGAUGUAUUUUUGAUGAUUAUAGAAUGAUGCGAUUUAUAUACAUGUUUACGAAUGUUGUCAGUUUCAAUCAAUGUCUUUAUAGAGUUAGAGUUAUAACAAGAAAAAGUGGUGUUUUUUUAAAUGAAGUACAGUAUAUCUUGAAACUCAAAAGUGGAGUUGCUCUAUGUUUGCUUAAUUGCUUUGUGCUAUAAAUCAAUAAGUACAGUGUGAAUGAUUUAUCAUGAAUCCCAAGAAACCCAAGUGAUUGUGUAAUCUUAUUUGACUUGACGAGUAUUGUUUGUUUGCAGUAAGACUAUAAUGUAAGUGCAGAUUGUAUGAUGUUUUGAUUUAUACCCAAAACUGAGAUUAUGUCACUGUCCUAUUAAAUUUUUGUUGCAUGUCUCA